Molecule: messenger RNA, 149 nt
Organism: Urocitellus parryii (Arctic ground squirrel)
Lineage: Eukaryota; Metazoa; Chordata; Mammalia; Rodentia; Sciuridae
Source: RefSeq, a predicted model, not a curated record
UGUUCUCCGCGGACAGCAUGCUCCAGUUCCUGCUUGGAUUUACUUUUGGCAACGUGGUUGGAAUGUAUCUGGCUCAGAACUAUGACAUACCAAACUUGGCUAAAAAACUUGAAGAGAUUAAAAAGGAUUUGGAAGCCAAGAAGAAACCC